This is a messenger RNA of Lepus europaeus (European hare), 1305 nucleotides long. It is a transcript of the gene CCKAR, whose product is annotated as cholecystokinin A receptor. The transcript has 5 exons. Bases 1 to 1305 code for a protein of 434 amino acids. Gene Ontology annotation, biological process: neuropeptide signaling pathway. Gene Ontology annotation, cellular component: membrane. Lineage: Eukaryota; Metazoa; Chordata; Mammalia; Lagomorpha; Leporidae. Gene Ontology annotation, molecular function: neuropeptide receptor activity; cholecystokinin receptor activity. The record is from RefSeq and is a predicted model, not a curated record.
AUGGACGCGGUAGCCAGCCUUCUGGGGAAUGCAAGCGGCAUCCCUCCUCCCUGCGAACUCGGGCUCGACAAUGAGACGCUCUUCUGCCUGGAUCAGCCCCCGCCUUCCAAAGAGUGGCAGCCGGCGGUGCAGAUCCUGCUGUAUUCGCUGAUUUUCCUGCUCAGCGUGCUGGGGAACACGCUGGUCAUCGCAGUGCUCAUUCGCAACAAGAGGAUGAGGACCGUCACCAACAUCUUCCUGCUCUCCCUGGCUGUCAGCGACCUCAUGCUGUGCCUCUUCUGCAUGCCCUUCAACCUCAUCCCCAACCUGCUCAAGGAUUUCAUCUUCGGCAGCGCCUUGUGCAAGACCACCACCUACCUGAUGGGCACCUCCGUGAGUGUCUCCACCUUCAAUCUGGUAGCCAUAUCGCUGGAGAGAUACGGGGCGAUUUGCAAACCCUUGCAGUCCCGGGUCUGGCAGACAAAAUCCCACGCCCUGAAGGUGAUUGCCGCUACCUGGUGCCUCUCGUUCGCCAUCAUGACUCCGUACCCCAUUUACAGCAACUUGGUGCCUUUCACCAAAACUAACAACCAGACCGCAAAUAUGUGCCGCUUUCUACUGCCAAGUGAUGUCAUGCAGCAGGCCUGGCACACGUUCCUGUUGCUCAUCCUCUUUCUCAUUCCCGGAAUUGUGAUGAUGGUGGCGUAUGGAAUGAUCUCUCUGGAACUCUACCAAGGAAUAAAAUUUGAUGCUAGCCAGAAGAAAUCUGCGAAAGAAAGGAAAGCCAGCACAGGCAGCGGCCGGUUCGAGGACAACGACGGGUGUUAUCUGCAGCGGUCCAAGCCCACGAGGCAGCUGGAGCUGCAGCAGCUGUCCGGCGGCGGCGGCGGCGGCGGCGGCGGCGGCGGCGGCGGCGUGGGCCGCAUCCGGAGCAGCAGCUCGGCGGCCACGCUGAUGGCCAAGAAGCGGGUGAUCCGCAUGCUCAUGGUCAUCGUGGCCCUCUUCUUCCUGUGCUGGAUGCCCAUCUACAGCGCCAACGCCUGGCGGGCCUACGACACGGUCUCGGCCGAGCGCCGCCUGUCGGGGACGCCCAUCUCCUUCAUCCUCCUGCUCUCCUACACCUCCUCCUGCGUCAACCCCAUCAUCUACUGCUUCAUGAACAGGCGCUUCCGCCUCGGCUUCAUGGCCACCUUCCCCUGCUGCCCCAACCCAGGGCCCCCGGGGCCGAGGGCAGAGGCGGGGGAGGAGGAGGAAGGCCGAACCACCCGGGCGUCGCUGUCCAGGUACUCGUACAGCCACAUGAGUGCCUCCGCGCCACCGUCGUGA